AUGUCUGGAAAACAAGAACAAAUCAAUCUCGAUACCCUGGAGCCCCAGCAGCUCGCUCAAGUAAAGAAGCAACUCGAUGAAGAGCUCGAGCAUCUGACGACGUCGUUUGCGCAACUUCAUGCAGCCCAGAAUAAGUUCAAGGAUUGCCUCCGAUGCGUAAAGAGCAGGGCCGAUGCUCCUGAAGGAGCCAACUCUGUGCUAGUUCCCCUGACCAACUCACUGUACGUCCGUGGGGAAUUAUCAGAUGCCGAUACUGUACUGGUGGACAUAGGUACUGGUUUCUUGAUUGAGAAGAAACUCAAGUCCGCCGAAAAGUUUUACGAGUCCAAGGUCGAGGAGCUGGGGACCAACCUCAAAGAUCUCGAGGUUAUCGUGCAAAGAAAGCAGACAAAUGCACGAACAAUUGAAGAAGUUCUGAGACAAAAGAUAAUGGCUAGCCAAGGGCAGGAUGAACAACAGGCCUAG
This is a messenger RNA of Fusarium pseudograminearum CS3096, 465 nucleotides long. RefSeq lists its product as uncharacterized. Gene Ontology annotation, cellular component: prefoldin complex; cytoplasm. The record is from RefSeq and is a predicted model, not a curated record. The transcript has 5 exons. The coding region runs from base 1 to 465 and encodes 154 amino acids. Gene Ontology annotation, biological process: regulation of DNA-templated transcription; protein folding. Lineage: Eukaryota; Fungi; Ascomycota; Sordariomycetes; Hypocreales; Nectriaceae.